ACACAUGCAUACGAGUAGACUAGUCUCCGUGUUCAGUCGACGAAGGAAAUCAGGAUAAUAAAUCUUUUUAGGAGACAACCACACGGUGCAUCUCGCCAUCUAGCUGGAGCCUGGAACUGCUGGACCCCAUAAAUAGUGCUUGAUUUAGACCAAGCUGCUCCCUCAUCAUCAUCUUCUUCUUCCUCCUCGCAACACGGAGCGGUCAGCUGCUGCUGCUGCAGGCAGAGAUGGCAGGAGCAGAGGUUGCAAACGGCGCCGUGCACGAGGGCGGCGCCCUGGCUCUGGAGGAAGGCAGAGGAGGAGACGAAGCAAGGUGUGAGAGCUCCGAGCAGGACGGAGCCGGUCGUAGCCGCCCCAUGUUCUCCGUGCCGUUCGUGCAGAAGAUCGUCGCGGAGGUCUUGGGGACCUACUUCCUCAUCUUCGCGGGGUGCGCGGCGGUGGCGGUGAACCUUCGGACGGGGGGCACGGUGACGUUCCCGGGCAUCUGCAUCGUGUGGGGGCUGGCCGUGAUGGUGAUGGUGUACUCCGUCGGCCACAUCUCCGGCGCGCACCUGAACCCGGCCGUCUCCGUCGCGUUCGCCACCUGCGGGCGGUUCCCCUGGAAGCAGGUGCCCGCGUACGCGGCGGCGCAGGUGAUGGGCGCCACGGCGGCGAGCCUGACGCUGCGGCUGCUGUUCGGGAACGCCAGGGAGCACUUCUUCGGGACCGUCCCGGCGGGCUCCGACGUGCAGUCGCUCGUCAUCGAGUUCAUCAUCUCCUUCAACCUCAUGUUCGUCGUCUCUGGCGUCGCCACGGACAACAGAGCCAUUGGCGAACUCGCUGGCCUCGCUGUCGGAGCUACCGUCCUGCUAAACGUGCUCUUUGCCGGGCCUGUAUCAGGAGCGUCCAUGAACCCGGCGAGGACCCUAGGCCCGGCGAUCGUCGUCGGCCGCUACGCCGGCAUCUGGGUGUACUUCGCCGGGCCCAUAUGCGGGACGGUGGCCGGAGCCUGGGCCUACAACCUCAUACGCUUCACCGACAAGCCGCUGCGGGAGAUCACCCAGACCUCCUCCUUCUUGAGAAGCGUGAGGAGGACCUGAACUGGAGAAGCUGCCACCCAAACAAGCAACUCUCUGAAGAUAGAUACAGUUAACAGUGCUGUUCCUUUAUUUGUAGCUACUCUCUCUCUCUCUCUCUCCUUUUGUCAAUUAAUUUACAUAUUAUAUAGUAAUAUGCUUGGCUUGUUAGAUUAAAACGCUGCAAGAUUGGGUCACCUAACUGAGGUUUAUUUUUCUUCGCGAAGAAGAAUUACCCUUCACCUUUUAUUUAGGGAUAAAGGUAAAAUGAAGAAGAAAUCAUCAGCUA
Messenger RNA from Sorghum bicolor (sorghum), 1344 nucleotides. RefSeq names its product aquaporin NIP1-3. Bases 228 to 1079 code for a protein of 283 amino acids. The record is from RefSeq and is a predicted model, not a curated record. Gene Ontology annotation, cellular component: membrane. Gene Ontology annotation, molecular function: channel activity. Lineage: Eukaryota; Viridiplantae; Streptophyta; Magnoliopsida; Poales; Poaceae. Gene Ontology annotation, biological process: transmembrane transport. The transcript is spliced from 4 exons.